AUGCAGCCGAAGAAAAAGCUCAUGCCAAAAUCGGCAUUUCUUGUGAAGAAAUAUGAGCGUCAUAUUAGAUUGCUGUUCAUUGCAUUCAUCACGGUUUUAUGUUUCGUGUUCAUUACACGUUCUGGUAAUGGUAGCAGCGAAACGCCAGUGCUUCCACCAAAGACUGUCGAACCAGCAGUGUCGAGUCCUGGUGGUGCAAAAGAUAAGUUCCUGAAGCCUCAUACUGAUAAGGUUCAGAACGUUUUUUACCCAGAAGAUGAUGGUGUUAGAGAAAAGGCCUGUAUGGUCACCUUAGCAAGAAACAAAGAUUUAUGGCAUUUGGUUACAUCUGUGAGGGAUGUUGAAGAUAGAUUCAACAAGAACUAUCAUUACGAUUGGGUCUUUUUGAACGAUGAACCGUUCAACGAGGAAUUCAAAAGUGUUAUGACAGCAAUGGUCAGUGGUACCGCUAAAUUUGGUGUGAUUCCAAAGGAACACUGGUCCUUCCCAGACUGGAUUGACCAGGAUAAGGCGGCAGAAGUCAGAAAACAGAUGAAAGAAGACGGUAUCAUUUACGGUGACUCCGUCUCUUACAGACAUAUGUGUAGAUACGAAUCCGGAUUCUUCUGGAGACACGAGUUACUUGACGAGUAUGAAUGGUAUUGGCGUGUGGAACCAGAUAUCAAGUUGUUCUGUGAUAUUCACUACGAUGUUUUUAAGUUAAUGAAGCAAAACAACAAGAAGUACGGGUUCAUCUUAUCCGUUAGCGAAUACGAAAAAACGAUUCCUACUUUAUGGGAAACCACCAAAAAUUUCAUGAAGGAAUACCCACAACACGUCAAGGAAAAUAAUUUGAUGAAGUUUAUCUCCAACGAUGGUGGUAAGACUUAUAACAUGUGUCACUUCUGGUCUAACUUCGAAAUCGCAUCGCUAGAAUUAUGGAGAUCCCCUGCCUACCGUGAGUACUUCGACUACUUGGACCGUUCCGGUGGGUUCUUCUACGAGAGAUGGGGUGAUGCUCCGAUUCAUUCCAUUGCCGCUGCACUUUUCUUAGAACCAGAAGAAUUCCAUUUCUUCGACGGCAUAGGAUACUACCAUCCAGGAUUCACUUCAUGUCCUGUGGAAGAAGCUAUCAGAUUACAAAACAGAUGUACAUGUGACCCAGGCGAUGACCAAACUUGGGGUGACAGUUAUUUCUGCACAAGAAAAUACUUCGGUGCCCGUGGUUUGAAACUACCAAAGGAGGUCAGGUAA
Messenger RNA from Kluyveromyces lactis, 1233 nucleotides. RefSeq names its product mannosyltransferase KTR3 (gene KTR3). Gene Ontology annotation, cellular component: membrane; Golgi apparatus. NCBI's taxonomy places the organism in Eukaryota, Fungi, Ascomycota, Saccharomycetes, Saccharomycetales, Saccharomycetaceae. The coding region runs from base 1 to 1233 and encodes 410 amino acids. Gene Ontology annotation, molecular function: alpha-1,2-mannosyltransferase activity. The record is from RefSeq and is a predicted model, not a curated record. Gene Ontology annotation, biological process: protein O-linked glycosylation; cell wall mannoprotein biosynthetic process; protein N-linked glycosylation. The transcript has a single exon.